Molecule: messenger RNA, 683 nt
Organism: Sphaerodactylus townsendi
Lineage: Eukaryota; Metazoa; Chordata; Lepidosauria; Squamata; Sphaerodactylidae
Product: thioredoxin-like
Exons: 5
Coding region: 223-540 (105 amino acids)
Molecular function (GO): protein-disulfide reductase activity
Source: RefSeq, a predicted model, not a curated record
UGGGUAAUGGAAAGCAUCUGACCCGGGAAGCGAGGGGCUUUCCUGGGAAAUUCAGAGGCAGCGGGAAGGUAGGGCGCCAGCUUGCAGGACGCCUGCGCGGCGUAUCGUGCGGGGCGGGUGCUUCGCCGGCCAUAAAGCGAUGGAGGAAGGCGGUGCUUAGCAGAACUGCUCGGCAGCCAUCGCGGAGAAGAAUCCUGUUGGUGGCACGAGUCGGUCGCAACGAUGGUGAAAGCCAUAGGGAGCCUGGUUGAAUUCAAUACAGAGUUGGAAAGCGCUGUUGGGAAGCUUGUUGUUGUCGACUUCUCUGCCACUUGGUGUGGGCCAUGCAAAAUGAUUAAGCCUUUCUUCCAUAGUCUUAUUGAAAAGUAUCCAGACGUAAUAUUUUUUGAAAUUGACGUGGAUGAUGCUCAGGAUGUGGCCGCACACUGUGAUGUGAAGUGCAUGCCGACAUUCCAGUUUUACAAGAAUAAAGAAAAGGUGCAUGAGUUUUCUGGUGCAAACAAAGAGAAGCUGGAAGAAACUAUUAUGAAGCUUAAGUAACCCUGGGGCUUUCCUGUUCAUGAAGUGCUGACUGUUAUAAAUUAUAGCCUUUUCUACACAGCAGAGUGAUCAAGUUAGAGUAUGUGUCUGAAUUCUUUGUCCCUUCCAAAUGUAAAUGAAAACAAUAAAAAUAUAUAAACAGG